AUCGUGCUUCAUGAGAUGCACCACGCUAUGGGUGGACUUCAUGAACAACAGAGAAACAGAAGGAAAUAUUUCGUUAAGAUCAACUGGGAAAACAUUGAGAGUAACUACAACGACCAGUAUGCUCUCAGUCAAAACACAAGGAACAGCGAAGUCUACGACUAUCAAUCGAUUUUACAAUACCACUUGACCGCAUUCUCGUCAAACUCAAAAGCAACAAUGGUAAUUCCUGACCAGGACCUGGAAUAUCUGAUUUCCAACAGUAAAUACACGUUCUCGUUCUACGACAUUGCAGAGGUCAAUCAAGUGUACAGCUGCCCAUCAGCUACCUGCAGUCUAUCCUGUCAGAAUCACGGGUUCAGAAAGCAGGCGGUAGACCAGGCCACGUGUAGCUGUCAUUGUCCUACAGGACUAAAGGGAACAACCUGUGAACAACUAGACACCGACUCAGGAUGCGGCAGCAUCAUUAAUCUUUCAAAUGGCGGAUCUGACGAAAUUAAGGUGACAUCGUACACUUCCGGAAAACUAUGCACAUGGCUUGUGAAGGCUGAAGCAAAUUCAAUUAUUAAAGCCACCGUGACCUCGGUAGACCUGCCAUUCAGCUCACAAAACGAGUGUCAACAUUGGUUGGAAUUCCGUGAUUAUCUUAUCGGAGACCCUGGAAAAGAGCUUUGUGGGAAAUCUACCACGGCAAAAACGUACACCCAAGCAAACAUUGGGGAAUCUUCUCCUUUCAUGAUCAGAUUCAAUAGUAAGAAUGACGUAACAUCCGGGACAGGGUUUACCAUUAGAGUAGAAGCCAUGCAAUCAGGUUGCAUGAGUUCUCCGUGUAAGACGGGUUCCUUGUGUACCGAAGGAAGCGGGGACGGAUCUUAUACGUGUACCUGUCAAAACGGACUGUCUGGAACCAACUGUGACGAAUUCAGAGCCCCGGCCAACAAUGAAUGCGAUCUGGAGGAGGAUUUUGGGACGUGUAUUUUUGACCAGGAUACCUCGUCUGACUCUGAUUUCCGGUGGAGCUUUAAUACGAGACUUUGUGACUGGAGAGGAUGUGGUAAUGGCGUCUUAACACGUGGUACCAGUUACCAAUACCUUACACUUACACCGUAUUAUGAUAGUGUUUCAUGGGGCUAUGGUUCAAAAGCCAUCAUCAAAACAGCUGCAAAAUUCACAGCUGUUGACCGAUGUCUGUCCUUUGACUAUGCCAUUGGGAAUUAUAAUGAAGGUAGCUAUCUGACUCAGCUGAACGUUUACGUGGAAGGGACUGGAAAGUCAAAAACAAACGUCAAGAAUAUCCAGACUACAACGAAUUAUGAGUGGAUAAGCGAAAGUGUAUCCAUUGAGGCCGUAGAAAAUCUAGUGAUCAGCAUAGAGGGUAUUAUAGGCCCCCAGUUAAUAGGAGUAGACAGUAUUGCACUUCGGCCUGGUUUGUGUACCAACACCCCUUGUAAUCCUAACCCAUGUCAAAAUGGCGGAUCUUGUGACGAAUCCAACCCGCCAGCGGGAUCUAAGUAUGUAUGUACUUGUCCCACAGGUUUCUCCGGGGAUAGAUGUGAGACUUCGACUGAUUUCUGUGCUAAUUCUCCAUGUAAAAAUGGCGGAACGUGCACUUCCGGAUCUACCACGUACUCAUGCCAAUGUCCUACGGGUUUUACUGGAAACACAUGUGAUACUUCGACAGAUUUCUGUGCUAAUUCUCCAUGUAAAAAUGGUGGAACAUGCACUUCCGGAUCUUCCACAUACUCAUGCCAAUGUCCCACGGGUUUUACUGGAAAUACAUGUGAAACUUCGAUAGAUUUCUGUGCUAAUUCUCCAUGUAAAAAUGGUGCAACAUGCACUUCCGGGUCUUCCACAUAUUCAUGCCAAUGUUCUUCGGGCUUUACUGGAAACACAUGUGAAACUUCGACAGAUUUCUGUGCUAAUUCUCCGUGUAAAAAUGGUGGAACAUGUACUUCCGGAUCUACAACAUACUCAUGUCAAUGUCCUACGGGUUUUACUGGAAACACAUGUGAAACUUCGAUAGAUUUCUGUGCUAAUUCUCCAUGUAAAAAUGGUGCAACAUGCACUUCCGGAUCUACCACAUACUCAUGCCAAUGUCCUUUGGGUUUUACUGGAAACACAUGUGAAACUUCGACAGAUUUCUGUGCUAAUUCUCCGUGUAAAAAUGGUGGAACAUGUACUUCCGGAUCUACAACAUACUCAUGUCAAUGUCCUACGGGUUUUACUGGAAACACAUGUGAAACUUUGACAGAUUUCUGUGCUAACUCUCCAUGUAAAAAUGGCGCAACAUGCACUUCCGGAUCUACUACAUACAUAUGCCAAUGUCCUACGGGUUUUACUGGAAACACUUGUGAAACUUCGACAGACUUCUGUACUAAUUCUCCAUGUAAAAAUGGUGGAACAUGCACUUCCGGAUCUUCCACAUACUCAUGCCAAUGUCCUACCGGUUUUACUGGAAACACAUGUGAAACUUCGAUUGAUUUCUGUGCUAAUUCUCCAUGUAAAAAUGGCGGAACAUGCACUUCCGGAUCUUCCACAUAUUCAUGCCAAUGUCCUACGGGUUUUACUGGAAAUACAUGUGAAACUUCGACAAAUUUCUGUGCUAAUUCUCCAUGUAAAAAUGGUGGAACAUGCACUUCCGGAUCUUUCACAUACUCAUGCCAAUGUCCUACCGGUUUUACUGGAAACACAUGUGAAACUUCGACAGAUUUCUGUUCGAAUUCUCCAUGUAAAAAUGGUGGAACAUGCACUUCCGGAUCUACAACAUACUCAUGCCAAUGCUCUACGGGUUUUACUGGAAAUACAUGUGAAGAUACGAUUGACAAUGGAAAUGCAACUUCAUGUGCCGACAACCCUUGUCAGAACGGUGGGACAUGUGUAGAAACCCCAAGUGGAUCCCUUUCCUAUAGUUGUACUUGCCCAUCAGGAUUUCCUGGCUUAAAUUGUGAAGGUCGCUCUUGUCGAUUUGAAUUGGAGAAUGACCCAGCUUGUUUCCUAGAUACCCAUGAUUCCUCUUCGUACUGGUUUAGAAGACAGGGACCGACGCCUUCUAGUGGAACUGGCCCAUCAAGCGCCUAUGAAGGAGAGUUUUAUUUUUAUUUUGAAGCCACACGUCGAAGACGUUGGGGUAGUUACUACUUUUUUGACAAUGGAGUCUUUUUCGAAGAUACAACCCACUGCUUGAGUCUGUAUUAUCUCAUGAGGGGGAGACAUAUAGGUUCCUUUUCCAUUUACACAUACAAGUACGAAAACGGAUAUCAAGAAGAGUUUUCUGUAAGAGGAUCACAAGGAAACCAAUGGCAUAAAUUGGAGCUUAAUAUUCAUCUGGAUCCAGACACAUUCAUUGUUAUGGAGGCCGUCAGAGGAAGAACAUUCAGGAGUGAUAUAGCAAUAGAUGACGUCAUUCUUAUGCCUUACCCGUGUCCAACAGGGAACUAA
Saccostrea echinata is the source of this 3435-nucleotide messenger RNA. Its product is annotated as fibropellin-1-like. NCBI's taxonomy places the organism in Eukaryota, Metazoa, Mollusca, Bivalvia, Ostreida, Ostreidae. Gene Ontology annotation, cellular component: membrane. The transcript is spliced from 28 exons. Gene Ontology annotation, biological process: Notch signaling pathway; proteolysis. Gene Ontology annotation, molecular function: metalloendopeptidase activity; Notch binding; calcium ion binding. Bases 16 to 3435 code for a protein of 1139 amino acids. The record is from RefSeq and is a predicted model, not a curated record.